UGGACCAAGGGAGUCAGUCAGUCGUGCGCGAGCGUAGUGUCGAUAACGUUGUGUGUGCUAGACGCUGUGGACUUAACCCCUCCAUCUACGGCUCAUUUUUUGACGUUGUAAGUGGUCGAGAUGACGGUGGAAGUGUGCACGCGUGUCGGUGUGCGUGUGUCGGCCGCCCCGAAGGACGAAUCGCAAGCUGGAGGCGGAAAUUCUCCAAGCCACGAGACCUCGGAGGCACCCACGCCAAGACCCAAAUUCAUGAUUACAGACAUACUUGCCCAACACAAACCUCCGCCGCCCGUCUCCACCCACACCCAAGCCGCAGCACCGCCCACGCCGCCCAUACAAGAACCCAAAGACUUGAGCCUCACACGCUCACACUCCGAGGACGACGACAUCGAUCUCGAGGGCGACGCCAGCCACGACGAGGAAGACCCAGACACGAACGACACAGAAAACGGCGAAGGGUGCGCUGACGGCUCUGUACCUCCACCUUGCAAGAAACAACGGAAGGCCCGGACGGCGUUCUCAGACAACCAGUUACAGACGCUGGAGAAGAGUUUCGAGCGGCAGAAGUACCUAAGUGUCCAGGACCGCAUGGAACUGGCCGCCAAGCUGAACCUGACCGACACCCAAGUCAAGACCUGGUACCAGAACAGACGGACGAAGUGGAAGCGACAGACGGCGGUCGGGCUCGAGCUCUUGGCCGAGGCUGGCAACUACGCCGCCGUGCAGAGGAUUUACAGCGCGCCGUACGGAUGGCCCUACCCGCCGCAGCCGUCCUCUGCCGCAGCCGCAGCCGCUGCCGCCGCCGCCGCUCUCAGCCCCGCCGCAGCCUCCGUCGACCUGUACUACCGCCAAGCCGCAGCUGCCGCAGCCUUACAGAAGCCCCUGGCCUACCGCCUGUACCCGCCCGGCCUGCCUAUCCUGCCGCCAAUGCACUCAGACCCGCUCAGAGAUGCACUCAGACCCGAAGCCCUGAGACCAGAGACCAUAAGACCCGAAGCCCUGAGACCGGAGCUGCGGCACGAUGCUCUCAGACACGAAAUGCUGCGACAAGAGACGUUGCGACCCGAAGCGCUUCGGCCGGAUGUCCUGCGCUCUCUCGCAUCCUCCAUGGCGGGCGGAUCUCCUCUGGUGGGAUCUGCUCUCACCGUGACGGCUUCUCUCCCUUCCUCGCCUCUCACCUCUCCCCUCUCCUCCUCCUCUCCCUCUCCCCUCACAGCGCCGUCCUACUAUCGCUCAGAGGCCGCAUCGCAGGUCUAAAGACCUAUCCAUCCCCCCCUGUCCUGUCUCUCUAAUCAGCGUCUCUCUAUCUCUCUCAUUCCCAUCCUCAUCAUCUCCAUUAUCCUCACCUCUCACCGUCGUCUCAUAUUUCUCAUCGCUCCUCAUCACAAGCUCUCGCGAGGGGCUUGUAAAUCCUCUAAAUUAAUCCCAGUGCUCAGUGUAAAUAGGACUGUAUAUAGGAAGUAUUAUAAACCAUAGUGGUGUUUUGUUUUUUUUAAUUGUGUGGAUACGGCUGUCAUCUCGGGGGCUAGGAUUGACCUACCUACGUUCCUAUGUAAACCAGAUCCUUCACAGACCCGACACACUCACAGUGAAUCAUUUCCAUUGCCAACUAUUCUACUUCAGUUUAGUUGGCUUCCCCUUCAAUGUCUAUCCAUCCACAAUUCCAUCCAUGUCGCCCAAUUAACUCGGUCUUUCCCUCCAUUUGAUGGAGUGUUGAGUGCAUCCCAGAUAUUCACUCACUCAACCGCCAAGAGUGUACUUGAGUGUGCUCCAGUCACACGCGAUUGUGACCAUCGGUUACGGCCGUUUGGGAGAGUGCACUUGAGUUGACGCACUCAAGAUGGCGUGACCAGAAACACACACACACACACACACACACACACACACACACACACACACACACACACACACACACACACACACACACACACACACAGGAACUCCAUUUUCGCUAAGUCUUUGUAAAUCUAGGACCUGAUCCUAGUGUUAUUUUUCCACGUUUCAUCUGUAAAAUUUAUUGUACAAAGUUAUUGGCCAUUACAUGUGAUAUUACAAUUUAGUUUUCACAGCACAUUUACAAUAUGUAAAUAGGUAAUUUAAUUCGAUUUACAAAUAGCAGGUAGACACAUUUAGAAAGUUUGUUUACAACUAUGCAUAAGGCAGUGGCGAUCAGAACUUGCUAUAGACUGACAAACACUCUGAAGAUUAUGUAUUUUGAUGUAAAACUAUCAAUAAAAAUAUUAUUAGAU
Messenger RNA from Procambarus clarkii (red swamp crayfish), 2249 nucleotides. Its product is annotated as barH-like 1 homeobox protein. Gene Ontology annotation, molecular function: DNA binding; DNA-binding transcription factor activity, RNA polymerase II-specific. Gene Ontology annotation, biological process: regulation of DNA-templated transcription. The record is from RefSeq and is a predicted model, not a curated record. Lineage: Eukaryota; Metazoa; Arthropoda; Malacostraca; Decapoda; Cambaridae.